Molecule: messenger RNA, 324 nt
Organism: Fimicolochytrium jonesii
Lineage: Eukaryota; Fungi; Chytridiomycota; Chytridiomycetes; Spizellomycetales; Powellomycetaceae
Exons: 1
Coding region: 1-324 (107 amino acids)
Source: RefSeq, a predicted model, not a curated record
AUGAUAACAAUCCACGUCAACCUCCGCACCACCCCCGCGCACAUCGCCUCCCUCAGCUACCGCCUCGCCCUCGCCUCGCAAACCUACAUGCGCGACGCGGGCACGCUCUCGUGGACGGUCCACCAGAGCGCGUCCGACCCCACAUCCUUCAUGAUCGUCGAGAUGUUUGCGGAUGAGGCCGCGAAGGGAGUGCAUAUCGCCAACCCGUUUUUCAAGGAGCAGGAUGAGAUUGUGAAGCCGUGGUUGGUCGCGUUUGAGUUGACGGAGUGGAGGGGGGUUGAGGGCGGGUGGGUGCCGACCGAGCCCAAGGAUUUGAAGAAGUAA